AUGAAGUCUACCAUCGUUCAGUGUCCUUUGGCUGUUGCGUCGGGGCCCGCCGACGCGAGUCGCAUCAUCAACAGCCCACGUGAAUAUCAGCUGGAGCUCUUCGAACAAGCGAAAAGGCAAAAUACUAUCGUGGUGCUCGACACUGGUUCUGGCAAGACCCUUAUAGCUGCUCUGCUCCUACGUCACACCAUCGACCAGGAAUAUGAAGAUAGAAAACAGGGACAUCCGCACAGAAUAUCUGUGUUCUUGGUCGACAAAAUCGCUUUAGCCAAGCAACAACACCGUGUUCUCAAAGAAAAUCUUGACUGCAAUAUCGCAUGCUUCGCCGGUGACAACGACCCAAGAGAUCACGAUUUCUGGAAACAGCAGCUCGAGAAUAACCUGGUCAUUGUGUGUGUUGGGGCGGUGCUUCAAAACUGCCUUCACCGCGCGUACAUAAGAAUGGAGCAGAUUAACCUGCUCAUCUUUGAUGAAGCACAUCACGCAAAGCGGGAGCAUCCAUACGCACGGAUCGUCACAGACUUUUUCGUGCCGCUCGCGAAUACUGGCCAUAGACUCCCGCGCAUUUUCGGCAUGACUGCAUCGCCCGUCGACGCCAAAACAGACUUUGAUCAAGCAGCGUCCGACUUGGAAACACUGCUUCAUAGCAAAAUUGCUACCGUCGGGGACCUAUCCGUCUUCCAAAACUCCGUCCACAAAGCAGAAGAACACACGAUUGAAUACGGAAUGUCAUGUAAUGCGUUCGAGACGGCACUUUCGCAGAGACUGAGGCCACUUCUUGGUAAUCUUCCCGCCGUGGCAAAAUUAUUUGUCAACGCCCAGCUCUGUACCUCGGAGCUCGGACCGUGGUGUGCAGAUCACAUGUGGCGACUGGCCUUCGAUGAAAGAGGAGAAGGCUUGAAAAGGCUACAGAUGAAAGUCGAGUACGAGAUCCAUGACAUUGCGGCCAGAGAUGAUGCCGUGGAGGCGGCGCAAGCAGCACAAGGCUUUGUGGAUACGCACAGAUUUGUUGACUUGGCCUCAUCGCCGCUCCUGGUUUCCAACAAAGUCCAUCAAGUCUUCCGCCUGCUGCAAGACGCUUUUCGCCCCAGUUUCGACAAAUGCGUAAUCUUCGUUGCCAAGCGAUAUAUCGCGGUCCUGUUGGUAGAACUUCUAGAGAGCGAAGCAAUGAGGAUAACGGGCGUCAGUGCCGCAAAAAUGAUCGGAACUGGCAAAGCCGGCUGGGGAGAACCGACGAUGACCAUUCGCGAGCAGAUUCUAACUGUGCUGAGAUUUCUUCGCGGCGAUGUCAACGUUCUUGUUGCUACUUCUGUGGCCGAAGAAGGCCUAGACAUACCUGACUGUAACAUGGUUGUUCGCUUCGAUCCAUGCAGCACCAUGAUCCAAUAUGUCCAGUCACGAGGCCGAGCUCGACAAGCGCAAUCCAGGCUUUACCAUCUUGUCCAGGCUGGACACCAUGGCCACCGUGCACUGCUGUCAGAUAUUCAGGAGCAAGAAGCCCAGAUGCGUAAAUUCUGCGCUACGCAGCCCGAGGAUCGCAGAGUCGACGCAGUCUGUGUGGACGAGCUUUACCCCAAGCGCGCCGAGGAACGGAGAUUUACGAUCCCUUCCACUGGCGCAAAAUUGACCUAUCGAGUCAGCCUCGAUAUACUUGCUAGCUUUGUGCAAUCACUGCCAAGAGGUGAGUCUACAAGAGUGCCCGCCCCUGAGUACACCGUGCGUUCAGCGGCCGGGUCCUUGUUUCUCGCAGAAGUACGGCUGCCCGACGUCGCCCCAAUCACAUACAAGGUUGGGAAAAGGGAAAGUUCAAAACAACUGGCGAGAUGCGCGGCUGCUUUUGAAAUGUGCAAAGAGCUCAGGGCUCAGAAGUGCCUAGAUGAGUGGUUCCGAUCAGUUUUCACCAAGAACCUCCCAGCCAUGCGAAACAAGCGUCUGGCUUUGACCUCGACGAAAGUGUCAGAAUAUGAAAUACAGAUCAAGCCGAGCAUCUGGUCGACGAUCGGCUUUCCCGGCGACGAACUUCAUGUCACCAUAAUCACGCUGGCAACGCCAUCAGCACUUGGUAGAGCGUCACUCCCCCUAGCUUUCUUGUCUCGAUCACCCAUGCCGAUGAUAGGGGAUAUUCCGCUUUUCUUUGCUAACAAAGGGUCAUCUCUUGUUCGAUUUGUGCCAAUGGAGUCGGCCAUGAGAGUCACGAAGGAGCAAGUUGUCACAUUCACAAACUUCACCCUACGAAUCUUCCGAGAUGUGUUCAGCAAGGAAUACGCCGCCGAGCCCGGAAGUCUGCCAUACUAUCUCGCCCCCGUCCAACAAGGCCAUUCUCAUGACUUUGCCGGGUCGAGAGGCGACAUGAGCUCGUUACUUGACUGGGACCAGCUCGAUGUCGUUGGUUCGACGGACUACCUCAAUACCACAGAGGUGGCUGGCUCAAAACUGAGCAAUCGAUAUGUCAUUGAUCCACACGAUGGCUCUCGCAAGUUCUAUACCGUCGAAUUCAAGCCCGACCUCAAGCCAGCAGAUAACCAGCUUUCAAGCGCACCAAGAUCGGCACGUGUGACAAAGGCUACAAAAGCUGCCGCCAAUGACAUUUGGAACUAUAGUGUCAGCUUGUGGUCAAGCUCAAGAAGCAAUAUACAAAGAAAUGAGCAUCUUCAAGUGGUCGAGGCUGAGCUUAUCACCAUCCGUCAGAAUCUUCUCGACAGCACGGAACAAGUAGAGCCAAAUGGCACAUGCUACCUGGUCUUUGAAACACUCAAGAUCUCUGCACUCAGACCGGAUGUUGUGGCAAUGGCUUACCUCCUGCCCGCCGUGAUCUACCGUCUCGACUCUACGUUGAUCGCUUUCGAGGCCUGUGCCAGCACGGGCCUUUCCGCCAUUACCCCGUCUCUAGCCCUGACGGCCUUGACCAAGACCAGCGACAACACCGGGGAACACGAUCAGGAACAGAUUAACUUCCAACCAGGAAUGGGCGAAAACUACGAGAGGCUCGAGUUUCUCGGAGACUCCUUCUUGAAGAUGAGCACCACGAUUGCGCUCUUCGCACAUGCCCCACGAGACAGCGAGUUCUUCCAGCAUGUGAACCGCAUGGUUCUCAUCAACAACGGAAAUCUGUACCAGCAAGGACUAGAGUUUGGCCUUCCGGAAAAGAUCAGGUCGCGAGCGUUCAAUCGGAGACUAUGGUAUCCGGAAGGUCUCGUACUCCUCCACGGCAAGCAAAAUGUCAGCAGACUCGGAAGCCGACUGGCCCAGAAGACGCGGCACACGUUGGCGGCCAAGACCAUUGCGGAUGUCUGCGAAGCUCUCAUCGGUGCCGCAUACCUGACAGCACAGCAACAGGGCAACAUGGACCUCGCAGUAUUGGCCGUUACCAAGUUUGUGAAAGACAAGGAGCAGAAGCAUACCAUGGAGAAAUGGGCGGGCUUCUACCCAAUGUACAAGGUUCCCGACUGGCAGACUGCGCAGCCUUCUGCAGCUCAACAACGUCUCGCGGAGGCGCUGAAGCAGGAACUAGGCCAUGUUUUCAGGAGCCCAGCUCUGGCGCGUUGUGCCUUUACACAUCCAAGCUACAGCAAUGCGCUGGAAGGCCUGCCCCACUACGAGCAGCUCGAGUUCCUUGGAGACGCGCUCCUGGACAUGGUUUGCGUGGACCAUCUCUUCCGGCACUAUCCUGCGGCUGAUCCGCAGUGGCUGACGGAGCACAAGAUGGCCAUGGUUUCGAACCAGUUCCUGGCCUUUCUCUGCGUGUCGCUGGGCCUGCACCGACACAUGCUCUCGAUGGACAUGAGCUUGGGCAGGGCUAUCACGCAGUACGUCGAAGCCGUGGCGCUUGCUCGGGAGGAUGCAGAGACCAGAGCCGAGGCGGCCGGGCUCGCGCGGCAGGACUGUGCAAGCGACUUCUGGAUGCAGCUUCACAAGCCGCCCAAGGCACUGGGCGACGUCGUCGAGGCGUACCUCGGCGCCAUCUUUGUCGACUCGGAGUUCGAUUUCAGCAGGGUCCGGGAAUUCUUCACGACACACAUCCUGCCUUACUUCCUGGACAUGCAAAUCUACGAUGCGUACGCGGGCAAGCAGCCCAUCACGCUGAUGCUGAACAUCCUGCAGGAGCGCUUCCACUGCCAGCAGGCGCGGAUCAUGAGCCGCACUGUGCCCAAGGCGGAUGCGGCCGCCAAGAUCAUGGAAGAUGAGGGCGCCUGUGUCAUCAUGAUCCACGGCGUGAUUGUGCAGCAUGGCGUGGCUGCGAGCGAGAGAUAUGCCAAGAUCAAGGCGGCCAAGGAGCUCAACAAGGUCAUUGAGGACAUGGGCGUCGCCGAGUACAGGAAGAAGUACGGCUGUACCUGCAGGCCCGCUGCGUGA
Molecule: messenger RNA, 4353 nt
Organism: Microdochium trichocladiopsis
Lineage: Eukaryota; Fungi; Ascomycota; Sordariomycetes; Xylariales; Microdochiaceae
Exons: 5
Coding region: 1-4353 (1450 amino acids)
Biological process (GO): siRNA processing
Cellular component (GO): cytoplasm; RISC complex; nucleus
Molecular function (GO): ATP binding; DNA binding; ribonuclease III activity
Source: RefSeq, a predicted model, not a curated record